AACCAGCAAAACCACGAGCGGUAUGCUGUCUAAUCUGAGGCGCCGUUGGAUCUUUGAGCGAAAAAGCGAAAAACAAAACUCUCCAGGGACAAUCAAUGAAGAGGAAGCCGUAUUGACGCGUGCUUCCUCCCAAAAAAACAAGCGCGAUCAGUCUCUCUCUUUCUUUCUCUCCGUUUAAGCCCCCUAUGCUAAAGUUAUAAAUAACUCUGAGCUCCUACUCUGGACAUCGAAGUGAUUCGGAUUGUUCAGGAAAUACAGAUCUUUACCUUGUUCGUCUCUGUUGAAGCGAAAUGGCUACUGCUGGUCAGGUGAUCCGAUGCAAAGCUGCUGUUGCAUGGGAGGCAGGCAAGCCGUUGGUGAUGGAAGAGGUGGAGGUUGCUCCGCCUCAGGCCAUGGAAGUUAGAGUGAAGAUCCUCUUUACCUCUCUAUGUCACACUGACGUUUUCUUCUGGGACUGCAAGACCCAGAAGCCUUUGUUCCCUAGGAUCCUUGGACACGAGGCCGGAGGGAUUGUCGAGAGUGUUGGUCAAGGUGUGACAGAGCUUAAGCCUGGUGAUCAUGUUCUCCCUGUCUUCACCGGUGAAUGUGGGGAAUGUGCUCACUGCAAAUCAGAAGAGAGCAACAUGUGUGAUCUCCUUAGGAUCAACACAGACAGGGGAGUGAUGCUUGCUGAUGGGAAAUCAAGGUUCUCCAUUAAGGGGCAACCCAUCUACCACUUUGUGGGUACCUCCACUUUCAGUGAGUACACAGUUGUGCACGUGGGUUGUCUUGCUAAAGUUAACCCAGAGGCACCUCUUGACAAGAUUUGUGUCCUUAGCUGUGGAAUUUCAACAGGAUUUGGUGCUACUGUUAAUGUUGCUAAACCAAAAAGAGGUCAAUCCGUAGCUGUUUUCGGAUUGGGUGCUGUGGGCCUUGCUGCUUGUGAAGGUGCAAGAGUUUCAGGUGCGUCAAGGAUCAUUGGGAUUGAUCUGAACCCCAACAGGUUCGAAGAAGCAAAGAAAUUUGGUUGCACAGAGUUUUUGAACCCCAAGGACUAUGACAGACCUAUUCAACAGGUGAUUGCUGAGUUGACAAAUGGAGGUGUCGACAGGAGUGUCGAGUGUACAGGACACAUUGAUGCGAUGAUAUCAGCUUUUGAAUGUGUCCAUGAUGGAUGGGGCGUGGCUGUCCUGGUUGGUGUCCCUCACAAAGAUGCAGUGUUCAAGACACACCCCAUGAACUUCUUGAACGAGAAAACUCUGAAAGGAACAUUCUACGGAAACUACAAGCCUCGCAGCGACAUUCCCGGGGUUGUGGAAUUAUACAUGAAGAAGGAGCUCGAGUUGGACAAAUUCUGCACUCACCGCGUUUCAUUCAAGGACAUCAACAAGGCCUUUGAUUUGAUGCUCAGCGGUCAAGGCAUUCGCUGCAUCAUCAGCAUGGAGGAUUAGGCACGGAGGAUGAGGAACCCGUGCUGCGAAACUUACAGAUAAUAAAGUAGGAGAUGCUGUUGUGUUGCUUCAUUGCUGCUUCUCGGAAGAGUCAAGCGAUUUUUUCUUUUGCAGGGAGUCCAAAUUGUUGAGUUAUUUUGGUUGUUUUGUGUCAAAGCCGCCGUCUCUUCUAUGCUGUAUGGAUUCUGGUUGUAUACUUGGAAGUUCCCUUCAUACUACUCCCUUAUUAAUCUUUGUUUAUCUA
Nymphaea colorata (pocket water lily) is the source of this 1674-nucleotide messenger RNA. RefSeq names its product alcohol dehydrogenase 3-like. The transcript has 10 exons. The record is from RefSeq and is a predicted model, not a curated record. Gene Ontology annotation, cellular component: cytosol. Gene Ontology annotation, molecular function: S-(hydroxymethyl)glutathione dehydrogenase [NAD(P)+] activity; zinc ion binding. Bases 291 to 1430 code for a protein of 379 amino acids. NCBI's taxonomy places the organism in Eukaryota, Viridiplantae, Streptophyta, Magnoliopsida, Nymphaeales, Nymphaeaceae. Gene Ontology annotation, biological process: formaldehyde catabolic process.